Molecule: messenger RNA, 1509 nt
Organism: Talaromyces amestolkiae
Lineage: Eukaryota; Fungi; Ascomycota; Eurotiomycetes; Eurotiales; Trichocomaceae
Exons: 3
Coding region: 1-1509 (502 amino acids)
Biological process (GO): proteolysis
Molecular function (GO): metalloexopeptidase activity
Source: RefSeq, a predicted model, not a curated record
AUGGCGCCUCGAUACCUUUUUGGGGCCCUUCUGCUGCUGCGAAAUACCUUCGCAACACAGCAGCUUCCCCUCUUUGACCCAUCGUCCUUAUCUCAUAGCCCCGUGACCGCAAAAGAACUGGUCAGCUCUGAAUCACUGCAAGAUCGCAUUCAUGCAGACAGUCUACUUGAAAGAGCCAAGGCGCUGUACAGCAUUGCCGAACUUGGAGAAGACGAGUAUAACCAUCCUACCAGAGUGAUUGGGAGUAAAGGACACCUUGCCACCCUGGACUAUAUUUAUUCCACCAUUGCUGAAUUGGGCGACUACUACGUUCUGUCAAACCAGUCAUUCUCUGCAGUAGUGGGCAAUGUGUUUGAAUCGCGCCUAGUCUUGGGAACGGAAGUUCCCACUUCAGCUAUUGCGAUGAGUCUAACUCCGCCCACCAAGGACAAGGAGCCAGUCAUGGGGCCACUGACUCUUGUGUCAAACGUCGGAUGCAGUGAGUCGGACUACCCAGAUUUAACUGGCAAGAUCGCGUUCAUCAGCCGGGGCGAGUGUCCUUUCGGCACUAAGUCCUCUCUCGCCGGACGAGCUGGCGCCGUCGCCGCAGUAAUUUAUAAUAAUGAAAAGGGUCCACUGGGCGGAACCCUUGGAACCCCAUCCUCUGACAACAUUGCUACAUUCUCCAUUUCAGGCAGUGACGCUUCGCCGUAUAUCAAAAAAUUGAAGAACGGACAACCAGUCGAUGCCAGCGCUUACAUUGAUGCGAUCGUGGAGAAUAUCGAAACCACCAACAUCGUUGCGCAGACCACAGAAGGUGAUCCCAACAACUGCGUCAUGCUAGGUGGUCACAGCGAUAGCGUUGCAGAAGGACCUGGUAUCAACGAUGAUGGAUCUGGUUCUCUUACUCUCCUCGAGGUCGCUACUCAACUUACACACUAUCACGUCAACAACUGUGUGCGUUUCGCUUGGUGGGCAGGCGAGGAGGAAGGACUACUCGGAUCGGACUACUAUAUUUCUGUUCUUUCCGCCGAAGAAAAUCUGAAGAUCCGUCUUUUCAUGGAUUACGAUAUGCUUGCAUCACCCAACUUCGCCUACCAGGUCUAUAACGCUACCAAUGCCUUGAACCCGAUUGGAUCUGAGGAGCUGCGUGAUCUCUAUACUGACUUUUACACUUCUUAUGGCUUKAAUUUCACAUAUAUCCCAUUUGAUGGUAGAAGUGAUUAUGAUGCUUUUAUAAGACAUGGUAUUCCUGGUGGUGGUAUUGCUACGGGGGCCGAGGGAGUCAAGACAAAGGCCGAACAGCAGAUGUUUGGUGGCGUUGCUGGUGACUGGUAUGAUCCUUGCUAUCACCAGCUUUGCGAUAAUUUGGAAAAUCUCAACCUUACUGCAUGGGAGUUUAACACGAAGCUCGUUGCCCAUUCUGUUGCCACUUACGCUCAAACGUUCGACGGUUUUCCAGAAAGAAAAGGUUUUGAGGCUGCUGAUGUGCUUCCGAGCAAGUACCAUGGGCCUAAGCUUCAGCUCUAG